AUGGAAGAACAAUCAAAGAAACGAAGAACGGACGAGAACAGUUUAUCCCCAUAUGACGCCCGGAAAAUACUUGAUCCUUUGAGUAAAGAGCAACUCAUCGAAAUUCUCCAACCCGCCGUUUUCCGCCACCAGGACGUCCUCGACGCUGUGCGGUCCGUUGCUGACAUCGAUUCUUCCAAUAGGAAACUAGUCGUACGAGGUCUUGGACCGAAGACAUCGACUGAGACACUACAAAACGUCUUUUCCUUUUUCGGCGAGGUUGAAGAGAGCAGGGUCAUCAAGGAUUACUCCAACGGAAGGUCGAAAGGGCAUGGGUUCGUCACGUUCAAGCAUAUCGACUGCGCCAUGGCAGCACUACAAGAACCGAUCAAGAAAAUUGACGGGCGGAAGACGACGACGUAUCAUUCUGUUGUAAGAACUAAUGAUGUUGAUGUUUCAUUGAGAAAGAUAUUUGUUGGUAAUAUCCCGUUACAGAUGUCAGCAGACAAGUUACUGACACACUUUUCAGCUUACGGUGGGAUUGAGUUCGGGCCUGUGGGUUUUGAUGAACAAUCUGGGAAACACAACGGGUUUGCUUUCUUUAUUUACAAAACCGAGGAAGGUGCUAGGGCUUCACUAAUUGAUGGAAUACACACAAUUGACGGGCACCAGUUAAAGUGUGAGUUGGCUAAAAAUAGUAAGAAAUCAAAUAACGUUCCGAAUUCAGAUGGGGCUCAGUUGCCACCGUCAAACAAAUCAUUGCCAGACCCAAACCAUGGAAUGGGAAGUUGUGGCUAUGUAGGUCUGAAUCCUUCAAAUAACGUUCCGAAUUCAGAUGGGGCUCAGUUGCCACCGUCAAACAUAUCAUUGCCAGACCCAAACCAUGGAAUGGGAAGUUGUGGUAAUGCAGGUCUGAAUCCUUCAAAUAACGUUCCGAAUUCAGAUGGGGCUCAGUUGCCACCGUCAAACAUAUCAUUGCCAGACCCAAACCAUGGAAUGGGAAGUUGUGUGAAUUCUGCAAAUGGCGGUGGAAGCUAUGGGAAUCAAGGGCCAUCAUCGUUUGGAGGAGAUCAACAACAUGCUGGUGCUGGGCCAACUGGUUCUGUUUCUUCUAUGUACAUGGAACCCCCCAAGCCCUAUGGGGGAUACCCAAUACCAAACCCAAACUAUGGAAUGGGAAGUUGUGGCAAUCCAGGUCUGAAUCCUUCAAAUAACGUUCCGAAUUCAGAUGGGGCUCAGUUGCCACCGUCAAACAUAUCAAUGCCACACUCAAACCAUGGAAUGGGAAGUUGUGUGAAUUCUGCAAAUGGCGGUGGAAGCUAUGGGAAUCAAGGGCCAUCAUCGUUUGGAGGAGAUCAACAACAUGGUGGUGCUGGGCCAACUGGUUUUGGUUCUGUUUCUUCUAUGUACAUGGAACCCCCCAAGCCCUAUGGGGGAUACCCAAUGCCAAACCCAAACUAUGGAAUGGGAAGUUGUGGCCAUGCAGGUCUGAAUCCUUCAAAUAACGUUCCAAAUUCAGAUGGGGCUCAGUUGCCACCGUCAAACAUAUCAAUGCCAGACCCAAACCAUGGAAUGGGAAGCUGUGUGAAUUCUGCAAAUGGCGGUGGAAGCUAUGGGAAUCAAGGGCCAUCAUCAUUUGGCGGCACUAGUGGUGGGUGUAAUUUCGGUUCAUAUGGAGGAGGUCAACAACAUGGUGGUGCUGCGCCAACUGGUUCUGUUUCUUCUAUGAACAGGGAACCCCCCAAUCCCUAUGGGGGAUACCCAAUGCCAAACCCAAACAAUGGAAUGGGAAGUUGUGGCAAUGCAGGUCUGAAUCCUUCAAAUGGCGGUGGCUAUGGGAAUCAAGGGCCAUCAUCGUUUGGCGGCACUAGUAGUGGGUGUAAUCUCGGUUCAUAUGGAGGAGGUCAACAACAUGGUGGUACUGGGCCAACUGGUUAUGUUUCUUCUAUGUACAUGGAACCCCCCAAGCCCUAUGGGGGAUACUCAAUGCCAAACCCAAACUCUGGAAUGGGAAGUUGUGGCAAUGCAGGUCUGAAUUCUUCAAAUGGCGGUGGAUACUAUGGGAAUCAAAGGCCAUCAUCGUUUGGCGGCACUAGUGGUAUUCUCGGUCCAUAUGGAGGAGGUCAACAAUAUGGUGGUGCUGGGCCAACUGGUUUUGCUUCUUCUAUGUACAGGGAUCCCCCCAGGCCCUAUGGUUGGAAUUAUGGGAUGUCUAGUUUUGCUCCUCCGUUACCUCCUAGUGGAAGGUAUCCUUAUUAAUGAGGUUAUAAGAGCUUCUUGGGCGCAAAUGGUUUAAAUGAUUCAUGAUGAUGGGGAAAUGAUGUACAUUUUGGUGCUGCACCUUUAGCCUCUCUGUAUUUCAUGACAGCUAAUCUGUCAAAGAGGAUUUUGUGUACUAGCUUCAAAUCUUUUUAGUUUGUGUCUUGUAUU
This is a messenger RNA of Impatiens glandulifera, 2409 nucleotides long. RefSeq lists its product as uncharacterized. Gene Ontology annotation, molecular function: RNA binding. Gene Ontology annotation, biological process: regulation of gene expression. Gene Ontology annotation, cellular component: nucleoplasm. The transcript is spliced from 2 exons. NCBI's taxonomy places the organism in Eukaryota, Viridiplantae, Streptophyta, Magnoliopsida, Ericales, Balsaminaceae. The record is from RefSeq and is a predicted model, not a curated record. The coding region runs from base 1 to 2238 and encodes 745 amino acids.